Molecule: messenger RNA, 3040 nt
Organism: Strongylocentrotus purpuratus (purple sea urchin)
Lineage: Eukaryota; Metazoa; Echinodermata; Echinoidea; Camarodonta; Strongylocentrotidae
Product: synaptotagmin-15
Exons: 9
Coding region: 101-1501 (466 amino acids)
Biological process (GO): calcium-ion regulated exocytosis; regulation of calcium ion-dependent exocytosis; regulation of dopamine secretion
Cellular component (GO): membrane
Molecular function (GO): syntaxin binding; phosphatidylserine binding; clathrin binding
Source: RefSeq, a predicted model, not a curated record
CGUUGCGGGUAUCAUCGUCGGAUCCCUCUGUGGCGCCGUGGUCCUAGCAGGCCUCGCCUUCCUCCUCUAUCGGGUCUAUAGGAGAAAGUGCGGGGCACGGAUGCGCUAUGAAAGGUUGGGUGGCAUGCAAAAGCAGCCGGCGCCCGCCGUUCAGAUUGAUGGCAAGAGUUUGGCGACGCCUUCAGUAAGGUAUGUAUGUUUAAAGACAGUCCCGUUCACCCUGCCGCCGGCCCCCAUCCCCAGGGAGCGCAUCGGGGGUUUCACAUUCCCCCCUCCUAACUGUAUGCCGGACAUGCUGGAUCAACCCGACAUGAGAGGGUCGGCCGAGCGGAGACCCUCUGUUACCAUGGAGCGAAGGCCGUCCUACGCAGGCUGCCAAGUACCCAUCAUCAACCAGGAUCAGCAGAAAAUCAUGUCGUCGUCGUCAUCGGCGUACGACCAGGAAGACGGACGUCGUGACAGCGUAGGUACUCUCAGCCUAUGCAGCGCCGAUUCGGCCGAGGGAGGAUCCCCCACCCAUAACACCAGCUCGCCCCGGAUCAACAACCGCAGACCGUCCGCAACCGAAAUGAUGAGUCCGCCAGUUGGUGCCUUCGUACUCGGUGGUCUGAAUCCCGAGCUAUACAAGCUGCAGGACGAAGAGGAGGAGUCCAACUACCCCGAUGACCACAUCGGACGAAUAUGGUUCGCUGUUGAGUAUGAGCUCGAAUCCGAGCGCCUUGUCGUAUCCCUCAUUAAGUCCAAAAACCUACCUAGUAGAACAUUAGGCAAUGCCAACCAGUGUGACCCCCUGGUGAAAGUCUUUCUACUUCCGGAGGAAAGACGUCAUCUACAGUCAAAGGUCAAACGGAAAACUUGCAACCCCAGGUUCGACGAGAGCUUCGUCUUCCAGGUCACUUUCAAAGCUUUGCAGCAACGCACCCUUCGUCUCUCCGUCUAUGACGUGGAUCGCUCCAAGAAGCACAGGCUGAUCGGUCACAGCACCUACCCUCUCAAAGAUAUGGACUAUGAGGCCCACCAGAAGGUCGUUAUGUGGCUCGAUCUUGAGAAAGAAGUAACCGAGCAAUCUGCUUCUUCAGAGACCGGCGAUAUUCAUUUCUCAUUAAACUACAACAACACAAACGAACGACUGACCGUGGUCAUGGCUGAGGGAAAAGGCUUUAAAAUGCUCGAUGGCUUUCAACACGUUGACAGCUACGUCAAAGUGAGUCUCAUGAACAUUGGCAAGGUGGUCAAGGCCAAAAAGACCGAGAUCAUCAAGAAGAACCCUUCACCAACCUUUAACGAGUCGUUUCAUUUCAAGCUUCCACCAGAUGGCCUCGACAUGUACAGUAUCUCCGUGGCCGUUAUGCAGCAUGCACCUGGGGUCAAAGGUGACAAGCAGAUCGGCAGAGUAGUAGUCGGUCCUUUCAUGUACGCUCGAGGCAAAGAACUGGAGCACUGGAAUGAUAUGGUCAGUCAUCCAAAGGAGCCUAUUUCACAGUGGCAUUCCCUAACGUGAAUCUCGGGACUCACUUUUAUUAACCAUUUAGGCACAGCGACGGAGCAGGCCCCGUGCAUGUCCACAUAACCGACCGAGUGAGAGCGAAAGGGGUAAGAUUAGGAAGGGGUGAGAGAACAGGAGAGCGAGAGAGAGAGAGAGAGAGAGAGAGGGAGAGAGAGAGAGAGAGAAAGAGACAGGAUUGUGAGUGGGAUAAUGAGGUAGAGAAGAGAGACGUGAAAGAGAGAGAGAGAGAGAGUAUGAGAGUGGUGGACAUUACAAGUUUUUUCCGUCAGUCUCAUUUUGGUUAUGAGAAAGAGCAUAGUGGAUUGGACGUUUCGUGUCACGUGACCCUCUGAUCAAUCUUCGGAAGCACAUUAUUGGCCCAUCGCCUGGAGAUGCUACAUAAGAUGCGAUGACAAUAUCAAAGAAAUCAACCAUGUCUAUAAGCAUCCCAAAUCGAGAAUUAAUGAAAGAAUGAUUAUUGCGAUGACUGAAAGAUGUCUUAUCUUUCAAAUAGUUGCGAAACAAUUUGAUCAUGUUAAUUUGUCAUUUUACUGCACCUUCAAAGUCUAUUUUCUCUGGUUACGGACGAAUGUAAAUGUAGUCCGUUCCUCGACUAAAAAAGCGCCAAACCCACUACUUCCUCUAAAAGGAGACGUCCAUUGUAUCCUGUCCUGGAAUCGUUGCAAUGAUUGGAAUUGUAUAUCGCUCUCGUCCACCAACCCAGGCUGGAGGAAACUGAAUCGGGUUCAUUUAUAUUACCUACCCACAUUGCUACAUGAACAGAAUAAACACAAGAGACCUUAGGGAGCAGAGCUGAUAAUCAAAUUGAUUUGUGGGACAUUUGGUCACCACUACCCAAAGCUUUAUAUCAUUCCGAGGCCGCGAUGAAUAUAGACGAUAACGCAAUCAGUUAUGAAGAACAUACAUGCAUGUGUUGUAAAGAGUACGUAUUUAAACAUAGAUUGAAUGCAAUGAUGUACGUUAGAAGAGGACUCAGAGGAGACAUUGGAAUGGUUUGUAUUCUGAUGAUGUCAAGGUCAUAUCCAAACUAUCAGGACUAUAGUGUACCAUUUAUUGAAUUUUGAAGAGACAAUUUCAGCAUACUGUAAGAGUUGAUUUUCUAUGUAGACACGUUCAGUUUGUAUUGUUAUGAACUUCUUCCUUGGAAAUAUUCUGCAAAAAGUAGUUAAUAGAAUUUAUAUAAACAUGAUGAGCCUGGUUGCUUAUUGAUAAGCAUGUUGUUUUAGCAGUCAAAUUUAAAAAAAGCAACCAACCAACCAAUGUUUGUGAAGAUUGGUCACCCUAGAUGGGAAAGUAAAAUGGUGAACAGGCUUGCGUUUUGGAGUAGUAACGUUGGAAGGCGUGACGUUGGAAAGUGCCAUGUUUCAGGUAUGUGAAUGGAUAUCAAGGUGUUAAGUCCCUUUUCAGUGGCGGAUCCCACAUUUUUUAAAGGGGCACGGGUCUUGAUGAACAACAAAAGACAGACAAAAACGAAGAUAAAGAGAAGAAAAAAUGGUUCGAACCCCGGCCGCGUCAUACCAAAAAACGUUAAAA